AUGGGAAUACUUCGAUCAAGUCAAAAAUGGACAUUGACCAUUCUUAUUUUAUUGGUAUCGAUUUUGAUUAUCACAAAUGCGAGAGCUUCGCCAAUUUCCAAUCUAAUAAUGGGAAAUGCAAUGCAAAAACGACAAGUUAAAGAACCAGCGACUCCAAAAGAUAAUCCCAAUACUCCGAAACCGAAACAAGAUGACACUCCUAAACAAGAUACUCCAAAACAAGAUGACACUCCGAAACAAGAUGACAAUCCAAAACAAGUAGAUAAACCUAAGCAAGAUGAUACCCCGAAACAAAAUGACCCUCCGAAGCAAGAUGAUACCCCCAAGCAAGAUGACACCCCCAAGCAAGAUGACACCCCCAAGCAAGAUGACACCCCCAAGCAAGAUGACACCCCGAAGCAAGAUGACACCCCGAAGCAAGAUGACACCCCGAAGCAAGAUGACACCCCGAAACAAGAUGAUACCCCGAAACAAGAUGACACUCCGAAACAAGAUGAUACCCCGAAACAAAAUGACCCUCCCAAGCAAGAUGAAACGCCCAAGCAAGAUGACGCUCCGAAACAAGACGAUACCCCGAAGCAACCCGAUACCCCCAAGCAACCCAAUCAAGACGAUACCCCAAAGCAACCUAUACAAGAUUCUCCAAAACAAGAUGAUACCCCGAAACAAGUAGAAACACCCAAGCAAGAUGACACUCCGAAGCAAGAUGACACUCCGAAACAAAAUGACCCUCCAGAACAAGUAGACAACCCCAAACAAGAUGAAACCCCGAAGCAAGUAGAAACACCCAAGCAAGAUGACACUCCGAAACAAGUUGAAACCCCCAAGCAAGAUGACACUCCGAAACAAGUUGAAACCCCCAAGCAAGAUGACACUCCGGAACAAGUUGAAACCCCCAAGCAAGAUGACACUCCGAAACAAGAUGAUACGCCGAAGCAAGUAGAAACCCCCAAGCAAGUUGAAACUCCGAAGCAGGAUGACACUCCGAAACAAAAUGACCCUCCAAAACAAAAUGACCCUCCAGAACAAGUAGAUACCCCGAAACAAGAUGAGCAACCAUCCACGAAAACAAUCUUACCUACUAUCACUGCACCCGACGAAUUAAUAACACCGACUCCUACUCCGACUCCCAAAAAUCCGAAUAACGAAGAUGAUAAAAAGAAAGAAAAACCAACAACAAAAUUUACAACGUUUACAACAACAUAUACGACAGUUAUUCCUGGUACAACAAAGUUUGUAACAACGACGGACAAUGAAGGUGAACCUUCAACCUUCGCUUCCUAUAUGCCUCCGAGUACGGUGGUCGUCGUAAAGAAAGUGACAUCACCCAUGACUGAGCCAACAGACAUUGCUCAAGACUUUGGCAAUAGUAAUAGCAUCAUUUUUAAUAGGAGUCAUGGAAUAUGGAGUAUUGCAAUAAGUUUUCUAAUCGGAACAGCCAGUUUCAUAUUCAUUACGCUUGUUUAA
This is a messenger RNA of Funneliformis caledonium, 1467 nucleotides long. The record is from the annotation of a GenBank genome assembly. Lineage: Eukaryota; Fungi; Glomeromycota; Glomeromycetes; Glomerales; Glomeraceae.